This is a messenger RNA of Dipodomys ordii (Ord's kangaroo rat), 2776 nucleotides long. It is a transcript of the gene Sv2b, whose product is annotated as synaptic vesicle glycoprotein 2B. Lineage: Eukaryota; Metazoa; Chordata; Mammalia; Rodentia; Heteromyidae. Gene Ontology annotation, cellular component: membrane. The record is from RefSeq and is a predicted model, not a curated record. The transcript is spliced from 10 exons. Gene Ontology annotation, molecular function: transmembrane transporter activity. The coding region runs from base 71 to 1948 and encodes 625 amino acids. Gene Ontology annotation, biological process: transmembrane transport.
CAACCCAAACCUCUACCACGGGGCCAGAGAUAUAGCUCGAGAGGCAGCCCGGCAGCCGUGGAACCAAGGCAUGGAUGACUACAAGUACCAGGAUAACUAUGAGGGCUAUGCCCCCAGCGAUGGCUAUUACCGAGGGGGCAACGAGUCCAACCAGGACGAAGAUGCGCAGAGCGAUGCCACCGAAGGCCAUGACGAGGAGGAUGAGAUCUAUGAGGGCGAGUACCAGGGCAUCCCCCACCCGGAUGACUUCAAGGGCAAGCAGGCCAAGAUGGCGCCCUCCAGAGCAGAUGGCUUUCAGACAGACCUGAUGGCUGAGCGGAUGGAAGACGAGGAGCAGCUGGCCCACCAGUACGAGACCAUCAUCGAGGAGUGCGGUCACGGGCGUUUCCAGUGGACCCUCUUUUUUGUCUUGGGCUUAGCCCUGAUGGCCGAUGGGGUGGAGGUGUUUGUGGUGAGUUUUGCCCUGCCCAGUGCCGAGAAGGACAUGUGCCUGUCUAGUUCCAAGAAAGGAAUGCUUGGGCUGAUAGUCUACUUAGGAAUGAUGGCGGGGGCCUUCGUCCUGGGGGGCCUGGCUGAUAAGCUGGGGAGGAAGAGAGUCCUCAGCAUGUCUCUGGCCAUCAACGCCUGCUUCGCCUCCCUCUCCUCCUUUGUGCAGGGCUACGGAGCCUUCCUCUUCUGCAGACUCAUCUCGGGCAUAGGGAUUGGAGGUUCCCUGCCCAUUGUUUUUGCUUAUUUUUCUGAAUUCUUGUCUCGGGAGAAACGAGGAGAACACCUCAGCUGGCUGGGAAUCUUCUGGAUGGCCGGGGGUCUUUACGCAUCGGCCAUGGCCUGGAGUAUCAUUCCUCACUACGGUGAGACCCUGGCUUCAAAGAGCCCAGCGCCUUUGCCUUGUUGCUGUAUUCACGUUUCCCACAUCAAAACACCCAAGCAAAUGGAUGAAUUCAUCGAGAUCCAAAGUUCAACAGGAACUUGGUACCAGCGCUGGCUGGUCAGGUUCACCACCACGUUCAAGCAGGUCUGGGAUAACGCGCUGUACUGCGUGCUGGGCCCCUUCAGAAUGAACACCCUCAUCCUGGCCGUGGUCUGGUUCACCUUGGCGUUAAGUUACUACGGGCUGACCGUCUGGUUUCCCGACAUGAUCCGCUACUUUCAAGAUGAAGAAUACAAGUCGAAGAUGAAGGUGUUUUUCGGGGAGCACGUGUACGGCGCCACGAUCAACUUCACCAUGGAAAACCAGAUCCACCAGCACGGGAAGCUGGUGAACGACAAGUUCACGAAGAUGUACUUUAAACACGUCCUCUUUGAGGACACGUAUUUUGACAAGUGUUAUUUCGAAGACGUCACCUCGACGGAUACCUAUUUCAAGAACUGCACCAUCGAAUCCACCUUCUUUUAUAACACAGACCUCUACAAGCACAAGUUCAUCGACUGCCGCUUCAUCAACACCACCUUCCUGGAGCAGAAGGAGGGCUGCCACAUGGACUUCGAGGAAGACAACGACUUCCUGAUUUACCUCGUCAGCUUCCUGGGCAGUCUGUCCGUGUUGCCUGGGAACAUCAUUUCUGCCCUGCUCAUGGACAGAGUCGGGAGGCUGAAGAUGAUGGGGGGGUCCAUGCUGAUCUCUGCCGUCUGCUGCUUCUUCCUGUUUUUCGGCAACAGCGAGUCUGCGAUGAUCGGCUGGCAAUGUCUGUUCUGUGGCACCAGCAUCGCAGCCUGGAAUGCCCUGGGUGUGAUCACAGUGGAGCUGUACCCCACCAACCAGAGGGCAACAGCCUUCGGUAUCCUCAACGGAUUGUGCAAGUUCGGCGCCAUCCUGGGAAACACCAUCUUCGCUUCGUUCGUGGGGAUCACCAAGGUGGUCCCCAUCCUCCUCGCUGCUGCUUCUCUGGUUGGGGGUGGCCUGAUUGCCCUCCGCCUGCCAGAGACUCGAGAGCAAGUCCUGAUGUGAACCAGCGGUGGGGAAGAAGAUAAGGAGAGAAACUCGGGCCCGGACAUGUCAAUACAGCCAUACUUCCCGCCUGCCACUGUCCACGGUGACACCUCAGCUGGCACAGGCGGAGAGGUGGUUGACUUUGUGAUCUCUACUUUAGGACCCACUUCAGCUGUCCAUAACGUUUGUAACUCAGGUGACUGAUUUGGGGGUGGCCCCCAAGUCACCCCUUAGAAAUCCCAGAUCUUUGUGCUUAGCCUCCAUCCUCCUCGGCCUAAGGCGGGAAGAGAACUCCCACACCAGGAUACACACCACCCAGGGAGCCUGCGUGUCUCCUUCAGUGAGAGGGAAAGGACUCAUGAAGUUCAGGGGGAUCCCAGUGACCUGAGGAUUCCUCCACUCGGUGGGAAAGUCCAGUCAUCACGUGGCUGUUGAAGAACAGGACACAUAUGUUUUUUACAUUUUAAACAUCAUUGUCCUCUCUCCCAUUGAGAUUUGCCAUAAUCGGAUUGAAGAGAGUCGGAUAGAGAAAACGAAAUAAGCGAGAUCUUUAGAGACCAACUUCCCUCCCCCCCACCCCCGCCCCAAAGUCUUCAACUGUCCUUGAUACCAUGGUACAUUUAAGAAUCACAUUUAUCCCUGUUUUGCUCUAGGCUAAGAAACUCAGUGGGGUAGGCAGUCUGUAAACCAAGUUUGUAUAUAAGUAUCUUCCGUUUUCUUUGCACAAAUGGUAGCUGCAAGUAUUUGCCAGCAUUUUAGCCAUAUUUGGGGGAGAACCUGGUAUUCAAGGUUCUGAACUAUCGGAUCCAGGAAAAGCAAGCAAAAUUUCUUAUAGCCAUUGGAGUC